CUUUGCUGUCAGUGUCAUCGGCUCCUAGAGAUUGGCGGAAGUGCCGCGUAUUCCAGCAGUCCUGUUUAAGUUGAUCUUCCAUGGAGAAAACCAGAAUGCAGCUACCGCAGGGUCCCGGUUCGCUGUGCUUCGAUAAGGACGAUUUUAUGAAGGAUGAUUUUGACGUUGAUAAUUUUAUGUCAGAGUGCAGAAAGCGUGUGCAGUUGGAGGACCUCCGCGAUGAUCUGGAGCUUUACUAUCGUCUUCUCAAGACAGCUAUGGUGGAACUCAUCAACAAAGAUUAUGCAGACUUUGUGAACCUUUCCACCAACUUGGUUGGAAUGGAUAAAGCAUUGCAACAGCUUUCGGUACCUCUCGGUCAGCUACGUGAAGAAGUUCUGAGUCUCAAAACAUCAGUUAGUGAUUGCGUUUGCGUAGUGGACAAAAGUUUGGCCAAACAAGAUAAUAUCAGGAAAAAGAAGAUGUGUGUUUUAAGGAUGAUUCAAGUUAUUCGAUCUGUUGAAAAGAUUGAAAAAAUUUUACACUCGCAAAACUGUAAGGAAACUUCAUCGAAACUAAACAGUCCUUCGUUAACUGGACAGAUGCUUGAAAGAAUUGCGACAGAGUUUAAUCAGCUUCAGUUCCACGCAAUGCAAAGCAAAGGCAUGCCUCUUUUGGACAAAGUGAGACCUCGUAUUGCUGGUAUAACCUCAAUGCUUCAGCAGUCUUUGGAAGGUUUGCUAUUAGAAGGUCUUCAGACUUCCAAAGUUGAUAUAAUACGUCACUGUUUAAGGACUUAUGCAACAAUUGACAAAACUAGAGAUGCAGAGGCUUUGGUUGGUCAGGUCCUGGUAAAACCGUAUAUUGAUGAGGUGAUAGUUGAACAGUAUGUACAGUCUCACCCUAAUGGACUCCAAGUCAUGUAUAAUAAACUUCUAGAGUUUGUUCCUCAUCAUUGUCGUCUCCUGCGUGAAGUCACUGGUGGUGCCAUAUCAAGUGAGAAGGCAGAUAUGGUUCCUGGGUAUGACUUUUUAGUGAACUCUGUCUGGCCAGAAAUUACACAUGGUUUGGAAGAAAAACUUCCAUCGCUGUUUAGUCCCGGAAAUCCAGACAUAUUUCAUCAGAAAUACACAAUAAGCAUGGACUUUGUGAGAAGAUUCGAACAACAAUGUGGGUCACAGGCGAGUGUAAAAAGAUUACGAGCACACCCUUCAUACCACAGUUUUAAUAACAAAUGGAAUUUGCCUGUUUAUUUUCAAAUAAGAUUUAAGGAAAUUGCAGGACGUCUGGAGUCAGCAUUUCUGGGUGGCUUACAAGAUGCACCAGCUGGUAGCACAUUUUGUCUGCAGGCUUCUCAUACCCUUUGGACCUGCCUAACUGCAUGCUGGUCUGAUCAGAUCUUUUUACCUUUACUUGCCCAUCGGUUUUGGAAACUAACACUGCAAAUGCUCUCUCGUUACUGUCUGUUUAUUAAAGAGCUUGCUGUUAAGGUCAGUUCUGAUAAGGUUGUCACUGAGAGUAAAACUCUACCUUCUUCCUCAAAUAAUGAUGUUAAUUCAUUAACUACUGCUUCCAACGAGGACCAGCCUACAAAAACAUCAGAGGUUCAGUCUCCUACUGUUUCAACACGACAGCUCAUGCUUAUCAUUGCAGAUGUGGUAAAAGUAGAGGAUCAAUUAUCAGAAUUAUCAGAAAUAAUAAAGCCAAGACUUAAUCAGAUUGGAUUUAAGAAUAUAUCAAUGAUUACAGGGGCAUUUGAGGAUGUUCAUACUGUUUUGUCUGCUCCACUUUCAACCUUAAAUAAAAAGAUUAUUCUUGACCUUAGUGAAUCUUCCUUUGCUUAUUUGAAGAGUGCUUUGGAAGUCCCAAGACUUUACAGAAGGACAAACAAGGAAGUCCCUACAAAAGCCUCCUCAUAUGUUGAAAAUGCAGUAAAGCCUCUUCAUCAGCUUAAAAAUGAAUAUACAAAUAUAGUGAAGCAGGCCAUUUUGGAAGAAUGGUUAAAGGGAGCUCUUUCUGAAAGCACUCAAAAGUAUUAUGAUACAGUAUCCGAUGUUCUCAGCUCUGUCAAGAAAAUGGAGGAAAGUCUCAAAAGACUUAAACAAGCACGUAGAACUGUCACGUCAAGUAAUGCAUCUAUUGGGGGGAAUAGUGAUGAUAACAAAAUCAGACUUCAGCUGGCUCUAGAUGUUGAAUAUUUGGGGAACCAGAUUCAUACCUUGGGCUUGCAGACAGGUGACAUAAGUACAUUUUCAGCUCUCAUGGAAUUGGUCCGUGCUGCCAAGGAACAGGCAUCAACUGAAUAAUUGUAUUACAAAAACUGACUAUUUUACUAACCUUUACCUUUUUAUGCCUGGAUUUCUAAUCUCAGAAUAAUUGAAUAAUUGCUUCAGGGGGUUAUAAUGAUUUCCAGGUGUUCUGCGAUGUUUCUUGUAGCAGAUUAGUCUGUGUGUAAUGCCAGAUGCUAUUGAUUAAAUAUGCAACGUCUGAAGAUAAUGAAAAAAAUGUAAAUUCUCAUUCCACUGUAUUCCUGACCAAAAUAAGUUGUUUACCUUUUUUUUUUUGUUUUCCGUUCAAUCAAAUACAACUAUCAGUUUGUCAAAGUACAAUUAAAAUUUAAAAAAAUAAAUAGUAAAAAGUUGUACCAAAA
Messenger RNA from Bombina bombina (fire-bellied toad), 2629 nucleotides. RefSeq names its product component of oligomeric golgi complex 2 (gene COG2). Gene Ontology annotation, biological process: Golgi organization; protein transport; intra-Golgi vesicle-mediated transport. The transcript is spliced from 18 exons. The coding region runs from base 81 to 2285 and encodes 734 amino acids. The record is from RefSeq and is a predicted model, not a curated record. Gene Ontology annotation, cellular component: membrane; COG complex. Lineage: Eukaryota; Metazoa; Chordata; Amphibia; Anura; Bombinatoridae.